Molecule: messenger RNA, 1293 nt
Organism: Sitophilus oryzae (rice weevil)
Lineage: Eukaryota; Metazoa; Arthropoda; Insecta; Coleoptera; Curculionidae
Gene: Awh
Product: LIM/homeobox protein Awh
Exons: 7
Coding region: 211-1074 (287 amino acids)
Biological process (GO): regulation of transcription by RNA polymerase II; neuron differentiation
Cellular component (GO): nucleus
Molecular function (GO): RNA polymerase II transcription regulatory region sequence-specific DNA binding; DNA-binding transcription factor activity, RNA polymerase II-specific
Source: RefSeq, a predicted model, not a curated record
UUGGUGGUCAGAUGCGUGCAGGAAGGGUAUAUGAUGGGGCGUUGUCGCUAAAGAGCUGUAUUCGCGAGUUUUUUUAAAGAGUGAUAUUUUAUGGGUUUUAUGUACUUUUUCGAAGGUUUAGUAGGGUUGUGAUCGAAAAAACUGAAGAGUGGUGGACCAGAAACAUUUUUUUGGAGUUUGUGGACUUUGUGCAAUAAAGUUGAGGGAGUUAUGGAUGUGUGUACGAGAGGUAAAGAGUGUUUGGAGGGUCUAGAAGACAGAGAAAUGAAGACUGAAUAUCGGCUGUGUUCGGCUUGCAGCGAACCAAUCAGUGACAAGUUCCUGCUGGAAGUGUCCGGUAGAAACUGGCACGCAAGAUGUCUGCGGUGCUGCGUGUGCCAGUUGCAACUGGACCGGCAGCCAUCUUGUUUCAUCCGGGAUAGAGCAAUAUACUGUAAGGCGGACUAUGCCAAAAGUUUUGGAGCCAAAUGUUCCGUCUGCUUGCGAGGCAUCUCCUCCAGCGAUUGGGUGCGAAAGGCCAGAGAUCACGUGUACCACUUGGCCUGUUUCGCAUGCGCGGCCUGUCACAGGCAACUGUCGACGGGGGAGGAGUUUGCACUGCACGAGGACAGGGUCUUGUGCAAGGCGCACUAUUUGGAGACUCUGGACGGAGGGACGACAUCAUCCGAUGAUGGCUGUGACGCCGACGGGUACCACAAGAACAAGGCGAAGCGGGUGCGUACCACUUUCACCGAGGAACAACUCCAAGUACUCCAGGCCAACUUCCAGCUGGACUCGAACCCGGAUGGACAAGAUCUGGAAAGGAUAGCCCAGAUCACUGGACUGAGCAAGAGAGUAACGCAGGUCUGGUUUCAAAACUCCAGAGCUCGACAGAAGAAACACAUGCAUACAGGGAAAGCCAAAAAUCAACUACAUUCAAAUCGAGAGGAGAAUGGAUUUGGCAGGCACAUAAAUCUACAUCUCACCUACUCAUUCCAACAGCAAAAUAAAAACAGCGUGUUCUCACAACCAGAUUCUUCGCUAGAUGAUCUGUCCCAAGAAUCAUCCAUACACUGCAUGCAGAGCGAAGUUUAAAUCAACAUCAACAUCGAAAAUAAAUAAACAAAUUAAAAGUUUCUAAAUUCGACUAAAUAUACUGACGAGUGAUCGAAAAAAACGGCGUCACAGUAGCCAUCUCUGACGAAAUUUACAUUCAAUCAUUCUGUACUGAAUCUUCAGUUUUUAAUAAAAACAAAAACUCUAAAAUUGUAAUUUUUCUUGUAAGUACAUAUACGAAUAAAGUGUUAAAUAUGA